This is a messenger RNA of Ilyonectria robusta, 906 nucleotides long. RefSeq names its product ankyrin repeat-containing domain protein. Lineage: Eukaryota; Fungi; Ascomycota; Sordariomycetes; Hypocreales; Nectriaceae. The transcript has a single exon. The coding region runs from base 1 to 906 and encodes 301 amino acids. The record is from RefSeq and is a predicted model, not a curated record. Gene Ontology annotation, molecular function: protein binding.
AUGAAUGCACCUGCUGCUGGUUUGGGAGGUAGGACAGCUAUUCAGGCCGCUGUCCAAAAUGAAGACAAAAUCCUCGUUCAAGAGUUGGUAUCACGAGGUGCCGACGUCAACGGCUUGCCUGCACGUGAAGGGGGUGCCACAGCUCUCGACCUGGCACUGGAGAACAAUGAUCUCCAAACCGUCAUCUUUCUUCUUGAGCAUGGCGCAACGGUCAAUGCGGCCGCCUUUAGGAUCAUUCCCCACAGAGCUAUGCAGAAUGACUACACAACUCUGGCACAAGAGUUGCUAUCAAAGAGCGCCGACGGGACCUUGAAGCGUGCGGCACUCCACACAGCUGUGAAGAAUGACGAUAUUGCUCUCAUUCAAGAUUUGCUAUCAAGGGGUGCCGACGUGGAAGGGUUACCUGCAGAAAAUGGUGGCAAAACUGCUUUGCAGCUGGCGAUUGAGAGAAAUAGUAUCCCUAUCGCAAGGUUACUGAUUGAAAGAGGCGCAAAUGUCAAUGCAGAUGCAGCUCAGAUGUUUGGAAGAACACCGCUUCAAGGGGCAGUAGAACAGCAAGACAUGUCUUUGGUCCGAGAGUUGAUAUUACGAGGUGCUGACGUUAAUGGGCCCCCGGCAGCAGAAGCAGGUGCUACAGCUCUCCAGUUGGCAGCGAUGAAAGGGAAUUUGCCUAUUGCUGCAUUACUUCUCGAACAUGGCGGAGACGUUAAUGCCGCUGCCGCCCUAUCUGAUGGACGCACAGCUCUUGAAGGCGCUGCAGAGCAGGGCCGACUUGAUAUGGUUCACUUAUUAUUAGCUAAUGAUAAGAACGAUGCAACUCUCAAAGAUCGUUGCCAGGCUGCAGCAGAGUUUGCGGGCAAUGAAGGACAUGAGAGAAUUGCUAAAACGCUCAAGGCAUGGAGAUGA